GGUGCGUUUUUUCCGCUGACUCGGACAAAGCAAGCCUGCUCAGGUAUAAAGGUGGAGAAGAGCCACUGUUCGUCCUCAACCAUCUCUUUUCUCUCAGCAUCUCUGACCACCUUCACAGGGCGUCUCCUCUGUCUACUAACGCAGACAAUGGCGGUUUGGCUCCAGGCUGGUGCUCUGCUGUUCUUGCUGGCGUUCUACACUGCAGGAGCCAAUGCUGCGGCACCCCAACACCUAUGUGGUUCUCACCUGGUUGACGCCCUAUACCUAGUCUGCGGCCCAAAUGGGUUCUUCUACAACCCUAAAAGAGAGGUGGAUCCUCUGCUGGGGUUCCUUCCCCCUAAAUCUGCUCCAGAGGGCGAGUUGGCUGAAUACCCAUAUAAAGAUUACAGUGAGCUGAUGGUGAAAAGGGGCAUUGUGGAGCUGUGCUGCCAUAAACCCUGCAGCUUACAUGACCUGCAAAACUACUGCAACUAAAACACCAGCAUGGCCACCACCAUAAACUCUCCCAACACCUGCUGCAAAUGAGACAAUGGCCUACUUGAUUAUGGGUUUUUUUUUUCCUAGAAAA
Pangasianodon hypophthalmus (striped catfish) is the source of this 568-nucleotide messenger RNA. Its product is annotated as preproinsulin. Gene Ontology annotation, cellular component: extracellular region. The record is from RefSeq and is a predicted model, not a curated record. The transcript has 3 exons. Lineage: Eukaryota; Metazoa; Chordata; Actinopteri; Siluriformes; Pangasiidae. Bases 148 to 474 code for a protein of 108 amino acids. Gene Ontology annotation, molecular function: hormone activity.